AAGAUUAUUGCACGUUGCCAGGCUGUGGAAGUAGAGCUGAAGAGAGUUGGAAUCAUUACCCGAAGGUCACGAGUGUGUCUUUGACGAGGGUUAUUGAAUAUUCGACAUCAUUUAUAUCAUCGGUAUCGUUCGUUCGUUAAAAUCGUUUAAAUUUUAUCGAUAAUCAAGCAAAAAUGCUGCCCCGUUUUUUAAAACCAACUCUAAAUAUUGUUCAGCAAGGAGCAAAAAGAUUUUCAACGAGCACUAGGCGCGAUGUCAAGGUCGCCGUUAUGGGAGCAAGUGGUGGAAUUGGGCAACCAUUGGCACUGCUGCUAAAACAAUCUCCUCUCGUCACCGAAUUAUCUUUAUACGAUAUAGUAAACACACCUGGUGUCGCUGCUGAUCUCUCUCAUAUCGAUACACCUUCAAAAGUUACGGGUUAUGUGGGUCCAACCCAAUUAAAAGAUUCGCUAAAAGGUGUAGAGAUCGUAGUAAUUCCUGCUGGUGUACCUCGAAAACCAGGAAUGACAAGGGAUGACUUAUUCAAUACAAAUGCCUCUAUUGUACGUGAUCUUGCCGCAGCGGCUGCAGAAGUAUGCCCAAAAGCAUUAAUUGCCAUCAUUUCUAAUCCAGUUAACAGUACUGUACCUAUUGCUUGCGAAACAUUAGAAAAAGCUGGUGUAUUUGACCCUAAGAGAGUAUUUGGUGUAACUACUCUCGAUAUUGUCAGGUCAAGUGCAUUCGUUGGCGAAGCCAAGGGUUUAAAUUCACAAGAAGUAGUAGUACCAGUAAUUGGAGGACACAGUGGCAUUACCAUUAUUCCUCUGCUUUCGCAAACUAAACCCAGUGUUUCUUUUUCUGAAAGCGAAACAAAGAAACUCUCAGAGAGAAUUCAGGAGGCUGGUACAGAAGUUGUAAAAGCAAAAGCUGGUACUGGCUCGGCUACUUUAUCAAUGGCAUAUGCUGGAGCUCGCUUUACUCUCUCACUACUCAAAGCUUUGAAAGGACAACAGGGAAUAGUUGAAUGCUCUUACGUUAGGUCUGAUAUCUGCAAUACUAAAUAUUUCUCAUCUCCUGUUCUCUUGGGUAAAAGUGGAGUUGAAAAAGUUAUGGGAUAUGGUGACCUUAAUGCUUACGAAAAAAAAUUACUAGAGGCUGCUAUUCCAGAGUUAAAAAAGAAUAUCAAGAAGGGAGAAGAUUUUGUAAAUAAGAAGUGAAAUUAUACAGGUUGUACGUAUCUUUAGAGCUCAACUCUUCAAAUAACAGGAGAAGUAGCCUUCUUGUUGAUAGCUGGUUAUGACAUAUCGAUGAAACAUAAUUUGUUACGAUUUGUGCCAAUAAAACCAGCUUACAUGAA
This is a messenger RNA of Vespa crabro (European hornet), 1336 nucleotides long. It is a transcript of the gene Mdh2, whose product is annotated as malate dehydrogenase, mitochondrial. Gene Ontology annotation, biological process: malate metabolic process; tricarboxylic acid cycle. The transcript is spliced from 5 exons. The record is from RefSeq and is a predicted model, not a curated record. Bases 174 to 1196 code for a protein of 340 amino acids. Lineage: Eukaryota; Metazoa; Arthropoda; Insecta; Hymenoptera; Vespidae. Gene Ontology annotation, molecular function: L-malate dehydrogenase (NAD+) activity. Gene Ontology annotation, cellular component: mitochondrion; cytoplasm.